CACGGCUGUACCUUAUGUAUUGAAAAACUUGAGAAUUAUCAAUGGAUCAGAAAGUAUACGGUAACUUCAAAUCUAGCUUUCAUGACCUGCGACCCUUCGCCAUAUUGUUAGAGUGUCACGAUAGUGUCCGGCCAGUGUGAACUCUCCGUGUCUCACAGAAAACACAUCAACAUGCAUGAAGCGAACACUCAACAGGGGACCUUCAGUGUCGAUGGGAAGAAGCUUGACUCGGAUUUCAGAGGACAGCACACCACUACAGUAACAGAUCGAAGUGGCCACAGUAUAAAGUAUCAACUAUUCCAAGGGGUACAUUACACACUUCUGUUUAAAGUCGAUAUACUUCAACAAAUCAGAGGUUUCAACAUGAGGCUAGAUGACAUAUACUUCGCUGGAUAUCCUCGUACAGGGACAAACUGGACAUUCGAAAUGGCAAGCAUGCUUCUUAAUGGUAAAGCUGAAACCAUCCAAAGAGCCAAGGAUCUCAUGGAAUUAACUCCUCAUGACGAACUCGCCCAUCUGCCAACACCACGCAUCGUCAACUCUCACAUGAAGCUGUCCAACUCUCCAGAUGAUGUGGCAGCACUGAAGUGCAAAGUCAUCUACACCUUGCGAGACCCAAAGGAUGUUGCUGUCUCUCUGUACAAACUCUACUUUGACAGACCCUUGCCCUUUGGAAGAUAUAUGGGAUCGUUUGAGGAUUAUCUUAAUCUCUUCUUGGAUGGAACAGUUGACAACAAUGGCAUAUUUGAACACUUGAGAGACGCCGAGAAAUAUUUCAGUCACCAUCCCGAAAUCCCAGUUCACGUGCAAAGUUACGAAGAAGCCAUCAAGGUACAAGGCCUCAUGUCACAAAUGAUCUUAGCACCACCAUUGUCGUAACUCCCAUACUUGAAUAUUGACUUACGGUUGCAGUAGUGCUAAGAUUGCUUUGUGGAAUGAGAUCAGGAGUGACAUUUUAUACAUGUUCCUUUUGUUCCUUGUUUUGGUAUACAUGUAUUCCAUUAUUUAUGACCAACAGCUUUUGAUAUGAAAAAUAUUCGAAAAUAGAUUCUGCAAAAAAGAAACGCAAAAGUAGUAAAAUCGUUAAUAUCUGACAGUGUCGCCAACAUCCAUGCAAACUUCAUACCAAAAAUGAACUGGUCAUUUCUGCAUGGAUUUGGAUUGAUUUGUGUGGAAAAAAUGAGGUUCUGCAAACAUUUGGUGAAAAGAUGAGAGUCUGUCGGCAAAGCACACAACAAUAACAUGCACGUGCAACAUCACUUGCUGGGCUAUAAAAAAACGCUUGUUUUUUAUGACUGUGCAUGCCAUCACAAUCUCACAGCAAGUAAAAUCGAAAAAUGUCACGACUGACGAACGCCCAACGCAACAACGCCAUCGGCCGACUGCCAACAAGAGAAUCAUCUUCAGCUGUAUCUAGGUUUUUCCACGUAGCAGGAUUAGAAGGUUGUGAAAUCGUUACCUGACACACGGAACAACAUGUGACCUUCCCAGACCCGGUCGUCCACGAAUCACAAGAGCACUGGACAGAUUCAUACGGUUAGGUCACUUAAGUGAAAGAACCACCACGGCCAUCUCUGUUACUACGGCAAUACCAAGAUUGCGUAGGAUAUCAGUCUAAAUAGUGAGGAUACCCGUGAAGAUCCGGGGUAGAAUAGGUCUUUAGCAACC
This is a messenger RNA of Haliotis rufescens (red abalone), 1668 nucleotides long. RefSeq names its product amine sulfotransferase-like. Gene Ontology annotation, biological process: sulfation. The record is from RefSeq and is a predicted model, not a curated record. Lineage: Eukaryota; Metazoa; Mollusca; Gastropoda; Lepetellida; Haliotidae. The transcript is spliced from 4 exons. Gene Ontology annotation, molecular function: sulfotransferase activity. The coding region runs from base 172 to 879 and encodes 235 amino acids. Gene Ontology annotation, cellular component: cytoplasm.